Diceros bicornis minor is the source of this 645-nucleotide messenger RNA. Its product is annotated as coiled-coil domain-containing protein 169-like. The transcript has a single exon. Bases 1 to 645 code for a protein of 214 amino acids. The record is from RefSeq and is a predicted model, not a curated record. NCBI's taxonomy places the organism in Eukaryota, Metazoa, Chordata, Mammalia, Perissodactyla, Rhinocerotidae.
AUGGGAGACAAAAGAGGUGAUAACUUCGAAGGUAUGAGCACUGAAUGCCUUAAACUGGAGUUAUUGGAAGAAAUCCAUAAGAAAAACUUAGUAGAACUCUCAAUAAUUGAAAUAAGACAAAACAUAGUAGAACUGGAAGCCAAACUCAAUACUGACAAGGAAGGCAGUGAAUGGAAAAUCCGUUAUGAGACACAACUUGAACUGAAUGAUCAUUUAGAAAAGCAAAUUAUUACUCUCAAAGAAAAACUGGAAAAAAUCUGUGCAAAUCCUUCAGAUAGACUAUCUUCCAUUCGUGUCUAUGAAAGAAUGCCAGUGGAAUCCUUAAUUACAUUACUUACACAGCUGGAAAAAGAAAAAAGGAUUCUUGAAAAUCAAGUGAAAGACUGUGCACUUAGACUGGAACAAGAAUCAAAGGCUUACCACAGGGCCAUUGAUGAACGCCGUAUAUACCUAGCUAAAAUGUCUCAGGUCUCUGGCUCACACCAAGUUUCUAAAAGGCAACAGAUGGAUCAACUGCAUAGAAUGAAAGAUAAUCUAGUGAAAAUCGGAAGACAUAAUCCAGGUAAUCAGAAGUUAGUAAAUGCCAAGAAAGAACCAGCAAAAAAGAUUACAAGAUCAAACCAUCUUCCAAAACUCAACCCAUGA